Messenger RNA from Dicentrarchus labrax (European seabass), 2307 nucleotides. RefSeq names its product rhomboid-related protein 4. NCBI's taxonomy places the organism in Eukaryota, Metazoa, Chordata, Actinopteri, Moronidae. The transcript has 9 exons. Gene Ontology annotation, cellular component: membrane. Bases 84 to 1055 code for a protein of 323 amino acids. The record is from RefSeq and is a predicted model, not a curated record. Gene Ontology annotation, molecular function: serine-type endopeptidase activity.
AAAAACUAUUGUUAGCGUUAGCCGCAGUGUCACAGAGGGAGGAAGCUUUCCAUCAACCGACUGAACCGACGGCUGUUUUCAGUAUGCACCGCAGACAGAGGGGAUCCCACCUGGGCUUGCUGCUCCUGGCCUCCCAGUUGUUCCAGGUUGGUCUGGACAACAUCCCCCCAGUCACCCUGGCUGUCCUGGGACUCAACGUGUACCUUUACCUGUUUCCUGCAGCUCCACUGAUGCAGGCCUGUGUGAGUGUCCAGCAGGCAUACUGGUUUAAAGACUGGCGCCGCCUUCUGCUGUCCCCACUGCACCAUGCAGAUGAUUGGCACCUCUACUUCAACAUGGCGUCCUUCCUCUGGAAAGGUAUCAAGCUGGAGCAACGGCUGGGCGGACCCUGGUUCGUGUACCUGCUGUCGGUCUUCUCUCUGCUCACUGGAUUGGUCUAUCUGGUGCUGGAGGCGUUGUUAACAGAGCUUACCCAGGACCAGUCCUACAGCAUGACCUGUGCUGUUGGCUUCUCAGGGGUCCUGUUUGCGCUGAAGGUGCUCAGUAACCACUACCACCCUGGAGGUGUGACCUACGUGAUGGGUUUCCCUGUUUCUAACCGCUAUGCUAGUUGGGCCGAGCUUGUGCUGAUCCACAUAAUGUCACCUGGGACCUCUUUCAUUGGUCACCUGGCUGGUAUCCUGGUGGGUCUGCUCUACACUGCUGGACCACUGAAGGCAAUCAUGAACAAAUGUGCAGGAUUUGUGACAUCGAACGGAUAUAACUCCGGGCCCAGUGCGUACUACGGCUCUUCAGGCUCUUCAGGGUACAGUGGCACUCGUGGAGGAAACUCAGGAAACCAUCAGUAUGCACCAGAUUACACAACAAAUAAUACAGCACCUUAUACAGGUGGACUGACGGAGGAGGAGCAGAUAGAGGCGGCCAUUCGAAACAGUCUGAAUGACAGAGGACAAAUCAACCAGAGAGGAGCUCCUCCCCCUUAUGGGUUCCACCAUUCUGAGGAGGCAAGAGCUGAGGAAAUCAGACAGAGGAGACUGAGGAGAUUUGACAGCUGAACUAUCAGGCAACCGAGGGGAAGAAGAAGGUUUAGGUGACAGGAGAGAAGACUAAAGCCUGGUCUGAACUCUGCUUCCACAGGCUGAGGGAGAGCGCCCUGAAUGAGUAGGUCUAACCGCACAGCCUGAUACAUUUAUCAGCUCUUUCACUGUGUGGUCCUUUCUGUUAAUGUACUGCUAAGUGUUACCGAAGAGUUAUUGGAGUUCUAUGGAAAGCUACUUUAACGCUACUUAGACACUGAAGUUGUCCUCUGAUUUGCAGCUUCCGAUUCCGAUAAGAGGAGAGUCAAGGGGUGUUUGUAAUAUUUCUCAGCCACUGUUCUGUUGUUACACCACUUUGGGUUGUGAAAUGGGUGCGAGACGACAUAUUAAAUGCCUUAAAGUUGUUUAAAACCCAAUUCUAAAUUUAAGAAACAUGAAUUCUGAAAACAGACAAAAUGGCACUUAGACACGAUAUUUUCCACAAUCCAACUACUUUUUAUAUCGCAUAUCAUAUUUAGACUUCAGAAAUGUAAAAUGGAGUUCCAGAUUUGUAAAAGCUUGUUUAUAUUUUUGUAUUGUUUUGUAUGUAAGAGCAAAAAAAAAAAAAAAAGGCCAUGCUCACUGCUUUUUCUCCUUCUAGACCACGUAAGACCAGAAAUCAUAUUGUCAAACUGGAUUAGCUUGUGUCAGUCUAGUUUAAGUACAAUGGGUUUCGAUCUACACUUUAUCGUACGUGGUCGGGGUAGAGAGAAAGCUGUGAAAUCAGCCCUUUUCUGUUGACAAACUGAAACAGACAGCACCCUAGAAGUGGGUAGGACAAAUCUCAAUAGAUCUUUACUGCUAUUACUAAGCUUCAAACGGCAAUAUUAAGAAACCCAGUGGGAUAGCUUCAGGCAGAAAAGAAACUGGAAUUUAAGUUUUUAAUAGCGAUUGCCAAUGAAAUUCAGUCUAUUUUUUCAUAAGAUGUUAAAUCUGAACCAGCCAGUAUUUUCAAAGUAGGUUGAGUUGAUAGACAUCAGCAACACCAGAAUGAUGCUUUUGAACUUGAGGAAAGCUGUGGUUCUCUCCAUACUGUUCAUGAUGUCUUUUAUCACAUUACCAAAAGACAAUUCUGUAUUUUGCCAAAUAGUCCUACAUAACCUUCUAUCCAUAGUGCUGAAUGCUGUGUCUUUAUGUACAUCAAAAGGGUCACACAUCUGGAUUCCUAAAGGCCCAGUUGGCUCAUGUAAUAGUACAUCUGUAAUAAAUGUUCUUUUGAGCGCAAAACGUA